Setaria italica (foxtail millet) is the source of this 648-nucleotide messenger RNA. RefSeq lists its product as uncharacterized. Lineage: Eukaryota; Viridiplantae; Streptophyta; Magnoliopsida; Poales; Poaceae. Gene Ontology annotation, molecular function: DNA-binding transcription factor activity. The record is from RefSeq and is a predicted model, not a curated record. Bases 1 to 648 code for a protein of 215 amino acids. The transcript is spliced from 2 exons.
AUGGAGAACGAGCUGCCGACGUCGGGUGCCCACGAUGUCAGCCUCAACGACCUCUCUCCCCGCGGCCGCUGCCUUGGACCUGCCGUUGCCACCGUCCCCACCGUCGACGGCGGCUGCCGCCUGGGGGAGUCCUUCACCUGCAACUACUGCCACCUCAGGUUCUACAGCUCGCAGGCACUACGCGGCCACCAGAACGCGCACAAGCUCGAGCGCACCCUCGCCAAGCGCAGCCGGGACAUCCUCGCCGCCGCCGCGUCACCGUCCUCGUCCCCGCCGCCGACGCAGGCGCCAUCGGCCAUCGUCUUCCACGCCGCACCACCAGAACACAACAACAACAGGGACGAUGACUUCCUGCAGCAGUCGGCGCCACCGACACCGAGCGUCGUGAUGGACAUGGCAGGAUGGGGCGCUGACACGGCCAUCGCGGCUGACAGCGGCUGUGGCCGCCUCGGCCUCGACCUCGACCUCGGCCAUGGCCGGAAUGGGGACGGCGUCAACCCCCUCCCCUGCGGCGGGGCUCAUCGGUCGGGGGGUUGCGCCAUCGAGGAUGGGCAUGGGAACUCGCACUCGAAGAAAGAAAAGGGGAAGACUGAGUGCGCCAUUGCUGCUUUGUGUUCUGAAUUUUUCUCAUGUCGAUCAGUGCCAUGA